AUGAGUAAAGUUGUCAUUUACCUAGAGUGGGCGGCGAGCGUCUUCCAAAGUCUCGAUGGAGAGCUUAUUGGCGGGGGUUGUAAGAUCAUUAUCGAAGCCGCCGGGGAACGCUUUGGCGUGGCUGCCUUGAAUUCCAGCCCGAAGCAGAAGCGCACAAAACAGCACCUGGAACGGAUAUCUGCGCCGAAGUCAAGGUCCAGCUCGAACCCGAAAGACCAGCGAGGUUCUUCCUGUGCUUGCAGCGCGGAGAUCAAUUCAUCGACAUGCCCUGCUUCAAACAAACUGUUCCUUGCGACAAACUUGAAGCCCUCCGAUUGGCACGCCCAUGAUGAGCGCUGGGGGUGGAAAUGCCAAUUUUUGGGAGAGAAAUUAGCGGCUGCAAUGCUUGAGGGAGGGCGUACAGGGCACCGGAUAACGCCUUGGGGGAAGCAACGGCACGCAGCUCCCCAUAGUAACAUAUUCCCAGGGAUUCGACAAGAACUAUCAGGUCGUGACUUAAUGAUUGAGGAGCGUGACAACGAUCGCGAGCAAUUGUCGGAUCUCGUCAACCUGGGCAAUGGUUCCAACGAAACGACACAACUGGUCCAAGAACCACCCCCCUCCCCCACGUUUGCGCUCGAGCAGUGCGGGAAAGGAAAAGUAACUUUGGAACACAUGUCGUUCCCUGAUGGAAAGCAGACGCCAGAAAGUGGCUCAGGUUCAGGAGCACCGUCGAAAUGUCGUUCUUGA
Guyanagaster necrorhizus is the source of this 729-nucleotide messenger RNA. RefSeq lists its product as uncharacterized. The record is from RefSeq and is a predicted model, not a curated record. Lineage: Eukaryota; Fungi; Basidiomycota; Agaricomycetes; Agaricales; Physalacriaceae. The coding region runs from base 1 to 729 and encodes 242 amino acids. The transcript has 5 exons.